AAAAGCAAGACCGUAAUGGCGGGAGAGAAAGAAAGAAAAGAGAUUGAGACAUAAAAACGCACAUAUAUAUAUGUGACUGUAAAACAAAUGUAGACAAAUAUAUAUAAAUGUCCGUACAUGCAAUAAGUAAUACGUAUAUGGUGAAAGACCGUGUGUAUUUAUACACAAUAUGGUAUGGUGCAGUUUAAGAAAACUGGUAAACUUUGAAGACAUUUCCUAACUUAUUUUAAUCCUAGAAGAGAACUAUUUCUUCAAAAUAUUUUCUAUCUUAGAUAAAUAUUUGCUGGCAAUGAAAUUGAACUACACUGGUGUUGGCGCUGGACGUACAUUUUUUCAUGCAGUGACGUGGGUUUCAAGUGGCAUCCUGAUCCAGUGAGCAGACGACCGCGUGCGGAUUUUGGAUCCAAUGCUGGGAGAUUUAAAGAGUAACAAAAAUUUAAGAAAUAAUAAUUAUUAUUGUCAUAAGAAACUAAUAAUAAUAAUAAUAAUAGUAACCAGAUAACUAAAGUCAAUUGCUUAUCGUUGCACCUUUAAAGAAUUCAGAUUAAAAGCUGCUUUAUCUUCGUCCAUGAAAGCAGCAGCAUAUUGUAGAGUCAAGUUAAAUAUUUGAUAAGAGAAGAAACUGCAGUCUUUGACGUCAAACUGAAGAAUAAAACAUCAAGAUGAAUAUCAGUGGUAACAUCACUUUUAACAACAGUAUAAGCAGCUUCUGUCUGCCGGGCAGUACAGUUAAACAAAAAGACAUAUCACGCCUGGUGCAUAUGUUCCAGGCUCCUAGUCCAGCACCUGUCAUUGCCAUACAUGAAAUAGUCCUGAAAAUAAGUUUGUAUGUUGUAGCAUUCGUCAUGGAUAUUGUUGGUAAUGUGCUGGUUAUGUUAAUUAUCUACCUCAACAAACGUAUGCACUGCACAACCAACUAUCUUAUCAUGAAUCUGGCAAUUUCAGACAUUUUGGUUGGGUUGUUCUGUAUGUGGGUCCACAUCGGUAAUCAAAUCACUCCAGAAUGGCCGUUUGGUGAUUUGGUCUGUAAAGUCAACACAUUUAUUCAAGUGAUUGCCGUAACGUUAAGUGUUCUCAGUCUGACCACAAUAUCAGCCGACCGUUUCAUGGCUAUCGUCUUCCCGCUUCGCAGUAGAAUGUCUUCUACGAAAGCCAGUAUAGUCAUUAGUAUGAUCUGGUUUAUAUCAAUCAGUGUUGCUGCACCACAACUUAUCGUUCGCCACCAAUCUGAAUUCACUUGGGCUGACCGUCACGAGAUUUAUUGCGAUGAAGUCUGGCCAACCGUAUAUAUAAAUACCAAAUGCGAAACUGACCAGCCUGUCCGCAAGAUUUACUAUAUAAUCUUUAUACUUGUUCUAUAUUUUAUCCCCAUUCUGGUCAUGAUAGUCGCCUAUUCAAUCAUAGUGUUAACCUUGAUGAAACGCAAAGCCCCUGGUGUUGCCAUUUUGUCCACAACCUUGGCUCAAGAAAAGUCUAAGAGAAAGGUUAUAAAGAUGCUGAUCGUCGUAUUAAUUGUCUUUAUUCUUUGCUGGUCGCCUCAACAAAUACUGUUGCUAUGGGGACUCUUCCGUUCUAAGAAACAAUUCCCUGCUUAUAUUGAAACUGUUCGCUUUGUGGCGUUGUACGUGGCCUACUUAAACAGUUCUUUAAACCCAAUACUCUAUUGUGGUUUCAAUGAAAAUUUCCGAAAAGGUUUUAUAGAUGCUUUCCGUUGCAGCUUUUCCAAGAAAACUUUACGCAUCUUCCCGAUGCGGAAUAUUGAGAGAACAUCAUCAGGGAUCGGAGAAAGACAUUCUUCUAGGUGUCGCUCAAUUCAGGAGCGCCCCCAUACUGAGGUGACAAUUUCUGAAGAGACAUUAAACGAAGAUAUAUAAUUCACCACCGUAUACACACACACACACACACUCUUUCUCUCUCUCUCUCUCUCUCUCUCUCACUCUCUGUCUAUCUUUCUCUCCCUCUCUCUUUCUCUCUUUCCUCCAUACAUUGUUCGCUGUUGUGUGUCGGCUACGUAUGCAUAAGUGCAAGAGUAUUUGUGUAUGCAUAACUGUAUAUGUAAGUUGUUGUUGAUGUGUGUAUGUGUGUGUGGGUGUGUGUGUGUGUGUGCGUGCGCUUGUGUGUGUAAGUUUGCAGUCAGUUAACUUUUCUAGACGCUUGCUUCCCUGGCUUACUCUGUUUUAUAGUCAUUUUGCUGUACUCCGAUACACACACACGCACACGCACCAUCACCACCAACACUCCACACACACACACACACACACACACACACAUACACACACACACACAUAUAUAUAUAUACAUAUACAUAUGCACAUACAAAGAGGGAGAGGGCAAAAGAGAUAGUCAUGAACCUAGCAAUACUAUUUUGAUGAAGCUUAAGUGACAUGUUUAAUAUUUUAAUCGUUGAGAGUGUACAACAGAUCGAGUGGUAGUCGGGGCUAUGACUUUUUUGUCUGCCAUGAAUUAACAAAACGGG
Messenger RNA from Octopus sinensis (East Asian common octopus), 2476 nucleotides. RefSeq names its product neuropeptide FF receptor 2-like. The record is from RefSeq and is a predicted model, not a curated record. Bases 663 to 1874 code for a protein of 403 amino acids. Lineage: Eukaryota; Metazoa; Mollusca; Cephalopoda; Octopoda; Octopodidae. Gene Ontology annotation, cellular component: membrane. Gene Ontology annotation, molecular function: neuropeptide receptor activity. The transcript is spliced from 8 exons. Gene Ontology annotation, biological process: G protein-coupled receptor signaling pathway.